Molecule: messenger RNA, 1635 nt
Organism: Myxocyprinus asiaticus (Chinese sucker)
Lineage: Eukaryota; Metazoa; Chordata; Actinopteri; Cypriniformes; Catostomidae
Exons: 5
Coding region: 95-610 (171 amino acids)
Biological process (GO): mitotic cell cycle; centriole replication; nucleotide-excision repair
Cellular component (GO): centrosome; centriole
Molecular function (GO): calcium ion binding
Source: RefSeq, a predicted model, not a curated record
CCCCGCCCACACAGUGACAGCCUUUCUGUACUCUUGUUUACUAACGUUUCGAGUAAAUUGCGAAGCUUUGUUUGAUUCUGUUGAUAUUUUCGAGAUGGCGUCCAGCAUCAGGAAACCCAGUGCCACGGCCACCCAGCGGAAGAGAACGGGUCCCAAACCAGAGCUGACAGAGGAGCAGAAACAGGAGAUCAGAGAGGCUUUCGAUCUGUUUGACACAGACGGGUCAGGAACUAUAGAUGUGAAGGAACUGAAGGUUGCUAUGCGAGCUUUGGGCUUUGAACCAAAGAAAGAAGAGAUAAAGAAGAUGAUUGCUGAUAUUGAUAAAGAAGGAUCGGGUGCCAUCAACUUCAGUGAUUUCCUUUCUAUGAUGACACAGAAAAUGAGCGAGAAAGACUCCAAAGAAGAGAUCUUGAAAGCUUUCAGACUUUUCGAUGAUGACUGCACAGGCAAAAUCUCUUUCAAAAACCUCAAGCGAGUGGCCAAAGAGCUUGGGGAAAAUCUCACAGAUGAAGAGCUACAGGAAAUGAUAGACGAGGCCGAUAGAGAUGGUGACGGUGAGAUUAAUGAGCAGGAGUUUUUAAGGAUAAUGAAAAAGACCAGUCUAUACUGAAUCUCUCUCUCUCUCUCUUAUUGGUCACUAAAACCAUUAUAAUGUAUAUAUAAACCUCUUAAAGGACUUGAAAUGUUGUUUUGUGUUGCUUUAUUUUUUCACAGCUGAAUAAAUAUUUUAAUCUAUACAUAUUUUGUACAAUAUUAUAAUAAUAAAAUAUAUGUACACUACAAAAAAUGUCUGUAAUAAUAAUGGUAAAAAAAAAUGUAAACUGCUACAUUAAAAAGACGUUAAUCGGUUAACAUUAACAUACAGAGUAAAAAAUUAUAUAUAACAAGACAAUACAUGUAAUUUUACGUAAGUGAUUUUACCAUAUGAUUAAUGGUAAACAUGUAUAUUGUGUUUAACAUGAAAAUACAUGUACUUUUUACGGUAAACUAUUGUUAAAAUGACUGUAAAAAACAAUAGGUGUUCCCAGAAGUCCCUGCAUGACCCAACACAUUUCAUUAUAUGUGAAUAGUUAUGUUUCUUCAUAUGUACUGUACGUUGGGGUGUUCUGUGUUAUAUUUUAUGUAAUUUAGUUAAUGUUUAUUGCAUUAUUUUAGUGUCACGUGUGUUUGUUUCUACAUGGGAACAGUGCCGGUCCUAGUCUUUUGGGGGACCCUGUCUGUAUGUUUGCAACACUACUUAUAAUGUCUUUGACAGAAUGGGGGCCCCCUGGCGGAUCGGGAACCCUAAGCAACUUGCUUAGUUUGCCUAUAGGGAGGACCAGCACUGCAUGUGUAUUCAUUAUUUUUCCUGGAAGUGCCACUCUUGAUGAACUUUAAGUCACGUUGGCUAAAUUCACACCACAGUUGAAUGUGGCCCAGAUCUGACUUUUUGUUCAAAUCUGAUUUUUUUGUUGUUGUUUUGUUAUGUUGUUCACAUGACAUUUUAAAAGUAGCCCAUAUCAGACACCGGUCUGAACAGCCGACACUCCUAAACUGACCCGCAUGCGUGUAGCACUCCUUGAGCAUGCGUAUCGCAAACUCAGGCAUGAUCAUCAUUGUAGUAUGAAUAAUGAAUUAAAUUAUAAUAAAAUAGGA